Daucus carota subsp. sativus is the source of this 757-nucleotide messenger RNA. RefSeq names its product non-specific lipid transfer protein GPI-anchored 7. The transcript has 3 exons. The record is from RefSeq and is a predicted model, not a curated record. The coding region runs from base 16 to 648 and encodes 210 amino acids. NCBI's taxonomy places the organism in Eukaryota, Viridiplantae, Streptophyta, Magnoliopsida, Apiales, Apiaceae.
AAAUUCUAUGCCAAAAUGGUGUGCGCCAUGUUGCAGAAAUCAGACAAUUGGCGCAUAUAUAUAGCACACUUGAAAGCACCAGCCAUUAGCUUGUAUUACAGAAACACAAUAUAUAAAGAAUUUACCAAUGGGAGGUGUUUAAGGAGGAUGAAUUGCAGAAUGGUGGCUGCGGCAGUACUGCUGGUGGUGGUGAUGGGCUGUAUGAGGGUGAGUGAAGGGCAAGAACUUCCGGCAUGCGCCACAAAUGUGGUGCCAUGCAUGGAUUUUCUGAACCUGACCACAAAGCCACCGGCUUCUUGUUGCGAUCCACUCUCCAGAGCAGUUGUGAAACAGCUUUCGUGCCUCUGCAAUCUCUACACAACUCCUUCCUUUUUUGAAUCUUACUCUAUCAACUUUACUCUAGCAAUUCGUCUGCCUUCUCUCUGUGGUAUCUCCACUGAUCUCACUACUUGCCUAGGUGGUGGCAAAAAUGGAACGACUUCACCCAUCCCAGCAUCGUUAGCACCACCAGGGAACAACGAGGAUGACAACUCAACAAAAAACAAUGUUGCAAACUCAUCGGAAAACAUCGCCCACAGGAAUGAAUUGAGUGUGUUAUUACUAAGCCUACUCUUGCUUUGGGUUUCAUCAUCGGUUAAUCUUGUUUAGUUCGGAAUUAAGAAAGGAUUAGCAAUUAGAACACGUAUUCAAGUCUCUAGCUAUGAAGUCAUGAUGUACUGGUGCGUGUUAAUAAAUUAAAGAAAGAUUAUACAUAAAA